AUGGAACAUCGUUUGUCUUCAACAAACACACAUUAUGCACCACGCUCGGAUGUGCCGGUUCUGGUCUCGCAGACUGUUUCGUCAUGUUAUCCCUCCGACUGGGAUAAAUCUAUUCCAGAAAGUCGUCUAAAUUUCAGUCCAGCUGUUUGUCCCAGCGGAAUGAUCUAUCAUCAGAUGGGAGACGGGUUCGACCUCUGGGACAGUUCAUUCGAUGACAACUUCCACGCCGUAAAGAAUGCUCGUACUCCGAAUCAAUGUGUACGUACCAGUCCAGAAGAGCCAACGACCACCACGAAAGGCUCAAGGUCGCAGAACAGUAUCACGUCAGCAGAUAUCACCACGACCAUAAUGGUACACGAGGCAUGGAUGUUAACUUGGGCUGCAUCGGAUCGGUCGACCUUGUCGCCAAAUCUGCCCGAUUUGACUAAUGGAACGACUCUACCGACCUGGGUUCCUGGCGACAAAAUCCCCGAUGGAGAGUAUGAUGAUACAUCUUCCCGCGAAAAGAAAUCCGCUCAAAGGGAUAACCAUUUGAUCCUCACUGUAGGGCUUGUUGGUGGGGCAGCAUUGUUUCUUAUAGUAGACGGUCUGAUGAUUUGUUGUAUGUGCACCACAGACGAGAGAAAGAAGAACAAAAGGGAGACUGAGACUUCACGGAUAAGAAUGGUCAGAGUACUUAAUGCACGGCCACAGAAUUGA
Cadophora gregata is the source of this 699-nucleotide messenger RNA. RefSeq lists its product as uncharacterized. Bases 1 to 699 code for a protein of 232 amino acids. Lineage: Eukaryota; Fungi; Ascomycota; Leotiomycetes; Helotiales; Ploettnerulaceae. The record is from RefSeq and is a predicted model, not a curated record. The transcript has 4 exons.